UUGUCAGGGUAUUUAUGUACACCUAAAGCUUGCUCACAGCUUCUUUGCUUGCGUAACUUUUCCUUGGAUAUUUAUGUACAUCCAAACUUGCUCGCAGCUUUUUACUUGUCUGUGUAACUUCUGCUUGGGUAUUUAUGUACACCCAAACUUGCUCACAGCUUCUUUGCUUGCGUAACUUUUGCUUUGAUAUUUAUGUACAUCCAAACUUGCUCGCAGCUUUUUGCUUGUCUGUGUAACUUCUGCUUGGGUAUUUAUGUACACCCAAACUUGCUCACAACUUCUUCACUUGCGUAACUUUUGCUUGGAUAUUUAUGUACAUCCAAACUUGCUCGCAGCUUUUUACUUGUCUGUGUAACUUCUGCUUGGGUAUUUAUGUACACCCAAACUUGCUCACAGCUUCUUUGUUUGCGUAACUUUUGCUUGGAUAUUUAUGUACAUCCAAACUUGCUCGCAGCUUUUUGCUUGUCUGUGUAACUUCUGCUUGGGUAUUUAUGUACACACAAACUUGCUCACAGCUUCUUCACUUGCGUAACUUUUGCUUGGAUAUUUAUGUACAUCCAAACUUGCUCGCAGCUUUAUUAUUUGUCUGUGUAACUUCUGCUUGGGUAUUUUAAUGUACACCCAAACUUGCUCACAGCUUCUUUUUGCUUGGAUAUUUAUGUACAUCCAAACUUGCUCGCAGCUUUUUUGCUUUGUGACUUUUUGUCUCUUAACUCUUGUUAGAGUUGUGCAUCUUGUAAUUGAAUUCCUCUGCUUGGAGCUUUUUAGCCUAUGUGGCCUUCUCCCAAAAGUUUCUCAAGAGAAAGAAUUUGAUUCAUCAUUUGAUGUGGUUGAAUGUGAUUGUAACAAAGCUUCUUCAAAUAUGGAGGUAGUUGUAUCUUGACUGUUUUCUGUCUUUGGUACUUUCAUUAUCUAUAUCUUUUUCUAUUUUCCGCUUUCUUUCUGAAUUUGAUGUUUCUUGUGCUUCUUUUAUUGCCGCCCUUUCUUCUGCUCUGAUGUAUCCUUCCGCCCUUCUUAAGAGAUCAUUAAGGCUGGUGGGUUCUCGCUUGUUUAGAGAUCUAUAGAAACUUGAGUCUUUAAGUCCGUCCAUUAGAGCAUGCAUUGCCAUGCUUUGGUCCAAUCGUUCUACUUGCACGGCUUCAUUGUGAAAUCUUGCUAUGUAGGCUCUUAGUGACUCUCCUAUUUUUUGUUUAAUUGUUAGGAGAUGAUGGUUAGUCUUUCGGGGAGCUCUGCUGGCAGUGAAGUGAUUGAUGAACAUGUUCGCAAAUUGAUCAAAGGAUUUAAGACCUUAACGAGUUCAGAGGAAUGUAGUUAGCAUAUUUUGGGAAGGAAGCUCAUCGCUUGGACAACUGAAAGUCUUCUGACAAAAUGAAGCUCGCUAAUUUGC
Messenger RNA from Rubroshorea leprosula, 1387 nucleotides. Lineage: Eukaryota; Viridiplantae; Streptophyta; Magnoliopsida; Malvales; Dipterocarpaceae. The record is from the annotation of a GenBank genome assembly.